Molecule: messenger RNA, 2346 nt
Organism: Cuscuta campestris
Lineage: Eukaryota; Viridiplantae; Streptophyta; Magnoliopsida; Solanales; Convolvulaceae
Source: the annotation of a GenBank genome assembly
GAAGAUGCUCCUCCCCCUCCUAUAAAAGGAGGGGUGCCCCCAAUUUGAUGGGGAGGCCAAACUCACUCUCUUCCCUGCCCAUUAUACUUUCUCUCUCUAGAGUUUUAUAUAUUUUCUUCUUAAAGAGCUUGUAGCUCCACCAUUAAUGGCUUCUGAGCCCGAUUCUUGUACCGUGUACACACCCCCGAUAUUAAUAAAAAUCUCCCAUUGGCAAGGUACCGCCAAAAAAGGCCCGUGGUUUUCUCCCGAUUUGGGUUUCCACGUAAAAAUUCCUGUGUUUAUAGUUUGGUGUAUUUUUUUGACUAGUUUAUCAUUUUUGCCGGGCUAAAACGAUAUACCGGUCGAUAAUUUACACCAUCAUUUUGGCGCCACCCCGUGGGACCCGAACAAAAAACUUCAUCUUUGUUCGGCCAUCUUGCACAGCCUAAAGUGUGAGAAACAAAAAAAAAAGAGAGAGUGGGUAUGCUUCAAAUGGCAAAAAAGGAACUAAAAGGGGGAGAAACAGAACAUAUGUUCUGACUCUUUCAGUUUUACGAAAAAAAGGGGCAAAGAAAGAAGAAGACAACACCAUUGAUGCUACCACGUCACCAUUGAUGCUUGCCGGUGAUAAAGCACCAAUCUUUGCUCAAUUCCAUUGCGGCCUCCACUGCUCUAACCCGCCGCUGCUGCUCAGAUCCACCGCCGCCGCUGCAAUCCACCCCGGCAACAGCUGGAGAUCGUUGGAGCCGCCCAAUUCCAUCACUGCGGUGACUGACCAGCCGCUGUUAAAAUCCGAAGUUAUGUGGCAAAUAGAGGAAGUUGAUCACCGUCACCCCUACUGGAUCUACCAUUCACGUGGUUGGAGCUAGCCACCGAUGUGGCACUGCCCAAAUUGACGGCCUUUCAUAAAGUUCUAGACACAUCAGGCGAAACCAACUGCCGACACCAAAAUUGGGGGUUGCCAUCGUGGUGGUUGCUGCCAAAAAUCCACAUGCCGCCCACGUUGCUGGGAAAUUAAUCAUAACUUGGAUGGAGAGUUGUGUAAACACUUUCAGAUUGAAUAUUUUGGUUGUUCACUCCAAAAUUCAAUCGGAUAAAACUCGAAAGUAUCAAAAACGAAAUAUGAGAAUUGCUGUGUAAAAACCGAACAUCAUUUCGACCAUGCCCAGCGAGAUUUUAUAGACUAGGGGUGAGAAGGAGAAAACACCAUUCGCGGCUAUUACCCAAAGCACGCAAUUUUUCGCGCGGAAGUUUCUUCUUCAAAUUCGGUCCUAUCCAUACGAAUUUUUCUUUUAAAGAAAAUUCGAAAUCAAAAUUCUAAUUGAAUUUUUUAACAUAGUAUCGACCCCAGCCAGGGGCUCUGCCCCUUGGACCCCGCAGGGGCUGCCGCCCCUUGAACCCUGCUCGGGGGCGCUGCCCCCGAACCCCCGCCAAGGGUGCGCUGCCCCCUUGGAACCCCCGGUGCAACGGGUUUUAUAUCGUAACAAACUCAAUGAAGCGUGCACUCCGCACCACCAAACUUCUUUGAUGAUUAUUAGGAUACCAUUGGUCGUAGUUUUUCCAAUUACACUAAAAUAUAUAACAGCUCAUAGCUUGUUAAAAUUUACGGUUAUCGUUGAAGCCACGAGAACGGCGCAGCCACGCCGCCGUCCCUAAAGUUCGCCACAAAAGACAAGUGUCACUACCGCAGGAGUCCGUCACCAUCGACACAAAGUUCGCCGUCAGCGUUGCAGCCGCCGCCCACCUUCCCAAAGCCAUCAAUAGUACCAAAAGAGCUUGCGGAAGGAGAUAUCUUCCACCGCUGCUCAAAUCCGCCGCUGCUUAGACCCGCCGCCGUCGCUGCUCAGACUUGCCGCCGGUUGAUGUCCGGCCAUGUCGCCACAGAAGCCAACAACUACCGUUGCAGAUCAGACCCCGGCCCCCUCGCUACUGCCGGGUUGCACCGCCAACACCGGUGGUCGGGAAACUCGUUUGCCGCUGCUGGAAGGCUAUCUUUAUCUACAUCACCUUCCCCAUUGGAAGCCUGGAACUACUAAUCAAGUGAACAAUUACAAACCAAAUCUGCCCAUUUACAAGGAGAAAAGUUGAUUCAUUAUCAACUUGAUUGUGUAAGUUCACUGAUGUGAUCAUGAGAAAAAUUCCAAAUGGAGACACAUGAAGAUGUUUUGCACAGGGAGAUCAAUUAAAGCAGAUGCUCUUUACAAAGGCAAAAGCAAGAGUCCAGUUCCCAUUUUGAUUGUGAAAGGCAAUCAUGGAGCAAUUCAUAUAUGGGCAGGCCCCACCAAUGGACUAUGGUGCAUGGAUUUUGUUAGUUCCAUAUUGUGUUGGCAUUAUCUUUUAACAAACGAAUAGAUUUAUCUAGAAUUA